Molecule: messenger RNA, 1308 nt
Organism: Andrographis paniculata
Lineage: Eukaryota; Viridiplantae; Streptophyta; Magnoliopsida; Lamiales; Acanthaceae
Product: serine/threonine-protein kinase UCNL-like
Exons: 1
Coding region: 20-1201 (393 amino acids)
Biological process (GO): protein phosphorylation
Cellular component (GO): plasma membrane; cytoplasm; nucleus
Molecular function (GO): protein serine/threonine kinase activity; ATP binding
Source: RefSeq, a predicted model, not a curated record
UUUACAAAAAAUCCCAUAAAUGGAAAACAGCAAAGCUCCUCCGCCGGAGCUUUGUGUAGACAAUCUGCGGGUCAUCAAACUCCUCGGAAAAGGCGCCACCGGCACCGUCUUCCUCGUCUCCGACGUCUCCUCCGAUCAUCCCUUCGCUCUCAAGGUAGUCCAAAAAUCCUCCGCCCGCCACCACGCCGACCGCCGGGCCCGCCACGAGAUCGCCGUCCUCAGCCGCCUCGCCGCCGGCCACCCCUUUCUGCCGCCGCUAAUUGGAUUUUCUGAGGAUCGCGACUUCAUAUGCUGGGGCAUUCCGUACUGCCCCGGCGGUGACCUCAACGCCCUCCGCCACCGCCAGAGCGACGGCGUCUUCUCCGCCGCCGUCAUCCGCUUCUACGUGGCGGAGAUCGUCUCCGCCGUCGAGUACCUCCACGGCCGCGGCAUUGUCUACCGCGACCUCAAGCCGGAAAACAUUCUCGUGCAGCUCUCCGGUCACGUGACCCUCACGGACUUCGACUUGUCACGUGACUUGCAGGCGCGGCGGGAGCCCGGCGCCGGCCGCCGCGCACGUGACUUUUACUCCGACCGCGAGGAGGACAAGCCGACGAGGAAAAAGAAAAGAACCUUCCAGAAGAAAUCCAAGAGCGCACGUGUUUCGCCCGUGAGCAGAAGAGCUCCGGCCGCCGCCGCUGCCGCCGCCGGCGACUCCUCCGCCGACGAGCGGUGCUACUCCUUCGUCGGCACGGAGGAAUACCUUUCGCCGGAGGUCAUACGCGGCGACGGCCACGACUUCGCCGUCGAUUGGUGGGCCGUCGGAAUCCUCGCCUACGAAAUGUUGUACGGAACGACGCCGUUCAAGGGAAGAGAUCGGAAAGACACUUUCCGGCGAAUACUUCUCGCCGACCCAAAAUUCAUGGGAAAACCCAAUUUACUAACAGACUUGAUCAAAAAUCUACUCGAAAAAGAUCCCACGCGCCGCCUUGGGUACGGCGGCGCGUCGGAGAUUAAGGGUCACGGCUUCUUCCGUGGAUUGAGGUGGGAAUUGCUAACGGAAGUCUCACGGCCGCCGUUUCUGCCGUUAGAAUCUGAGAGGGAUCAGAUGACGGGAAAUCCCGCCGUUAGUUUCGUCGAGUAUUUUCAGGCCCAGCCGCCGCCGUUACGGUCGCCGUCACUGGAUGAGACUCACGAUAACGUCUCAUUAACGGAGUUCUAACGUAACAUAUAUACAAAUUUAUAUAUAAUAUGUAAAAUGUCUAAUUUUAUUUCAAAUACCCAUAUGUACAUUAAAAAAAUAUAAAUAAAAUCAAGAAAUUAAACGUA